UCGUCAAGCGAGGGUUUCCGGCUCCCCCCGUGCGUGCGUGCGUCCGUGCGUCGGGUGGAAGGGGAAGCUGGACAGUGCAGACGAUCACAUCCCCAGCGGGUCUUGCUGCAGACGGACGCAACCCACACGGCAGAACUCCAUUAACAGCUAGAUCAAAAUGGCAGAAGAAAUUGGCUACCUGAAAAAUGACCCGAAUUUUGCCACUCGUGCCAUCCACGAAGGCAAUGAGCCGGAGCAGUGGAACUCCAUGGCAGUUGUUCCUCCAAUUUCCAUGGCCACAACUUUCAAGCAGGAUGGCCCAGCAGAUUUUAAGGCAUUUGAGUACGGUCGCUCUGGUAACCCAACAAGAAACUGUGUGGAGAAAUGUCUAGCAGCAACAGAGGAAGCCAAACACUGUAUAACCUUUGCCUCUGGGUUGGCUGCGACAACCACCAUCACGCACUUGCUGUCAGCUGGGGAUCAUGUGAUUUCCAUGGAUGACCUGUAUGGCGGCACCAACCGUUACUUCCGCCGUGUGGCUUCUAGAAUGGGUAUUGAAGUGACCUUUGUGGAUGCAACUGAUGUCAAGAAUGUUGCUGAUGCACUUAAAGACAACACGAAGAUGGUCUGGAUUGAGACUCCCACCAACCCAACAUUGAAGCUUGUUGACAUUGCUGCUGUAGCUGCUCUUGUCAAACCACGAGAGAACACCUUCUUGGUUGUAGACAACACCUUUAUGUCAGCAUAUUUCCAACGCCCCAUCCUGUUUGGAGCUGAUCUUGUACUACACUCUUGCACAAAGUACAUGAAUGGACAUACUGAUGUUAUCAUGGGAGCUGUCUGUACAAACAGUGAUGAUUUGCACGAGAGACUGCGGUUCCUCCAGAACGCCAUUGGACCAGUUCCUUCUCCCUUCGAUUGCUAUCUGUUGAACCGGUCUCUGAAGACACUGGCUGUAAGGAUGGAGCAGCAUAUGAAGAAUGGCUUUGCUGUAGCCAGGUUCUUAGAGGGCCACCCAUGUGUUGAAAAAGUCAUUCAUCCUGGACUUCCCUCUCACCCUCAACAUGAGGUAAGGAGGGCAAGAAAAUUUGACAGUUACCAGAGUAUUAGUGUAAGUAAGACAAGUGCCUCUGGGAGUGGAUCUAUAGGGUUAUCCUGGAGGGACUUGCCAUCUCUGUUUACUCCUAAGAAAUGA
Messenger RNA from Penaeus monodon (black tiger shrimp), 1174 nucleotides. It is a transcript of the gene Cth, whose product is annotated as cystathionine gamma-lyase-like. Gene Ontology annotation, cellular component: cytoplasm. Gene Ontology annotation, molecular function: cystathionine gamma-lyase activity; pyridoxal phosphate binding. Lineage: Eukaryota; Metazoa; Arthropoda; Malacostraca; Decapoda; Penaeidae. Bases 158 to 1174 code for a protein of 338 amino acids. The record is from RefSeq and is a predicted model, not a curated record. The transcript is spliced from 7 exons. Gene Ontology annotation, biological process: transsulfuration.